Molecule: messenger RNA, 1853 nt
Organism: Monopterus albus (swamp eel)
Lineage: Eukaryota; Metazoa; Chordata; Actinopteri; Synbranchiformes; Synbranchidae
Product: DNA repair protein XRCC4
Exons: 8
Coding region: 82-891 (269 amino acids)
Biological process (GO): double-strand break repair via nonhomologous end joining; immunoglobulin V(D)J recombination; response to X-ray
Cellular component (GO): nucleus; DNA-dependent protein kinase-DNA ligase 4 complex; DNA ligase IV complex
Molecular function (GO): DNA binding
Source: RefSeq, a predicted model, not a curated record
UUGCUGAUUGGUUGAAAACACAAGCGGUGAAGGUUCAAUCUUAAGUCAGAACUGUCAACAGCAAGAUAUCGUCUGAAGACCAUGAGCGCUACAGUCCGACAGAUCACUGUAACUACUGAUCCAGGCACCCCCUACUUUCUGCGAGUGGACUGGGCUGUAGACCUUGGUGCAGGGUUCACACUAGCUCUCACUGAUGGCAGCUCAGCAUGGAUCGGAGAAGUUUCAGAAGAUGAGGUGACAAAAGAAGCCAAUGAAAUGGGAGUCACAAGGGAAAGAUAUGUUGAGGAUCUUCUUCAAGCACUAACCAGAAGUGGAGGAGGAAGGAGAGGAAGUGACAAGGAGGUGUAUUCCUUCCACCUCGCUCCAGAUCACUGCCAUCUCUCAUAUCAGAAGCUCUCUAAUGACAUCUCGCUGCAUCUGGGCUCUGUGGAGAUCCAUCCAGCUCCAGACCCUCUAGAGCUGAACCGAGAGAUGAUUGGCCACUCCCUAAAGCUCAGCACAGAUCUGGAGUCAGAAAAUUGCCAUCUAUUGGAGGAGAAUCAUAGACUGAAACAGGAGCACCUGCAAAUUCGUAGAGAGUUGGGGAAACAGGUUCAGGACAAAGAGAUGCUGGAGAGAGAGCUAUACUCCCGUUUUGUCAAGGUGCUGAAUGAGAAGAAGGCCAAAAUCAGAGGCCUGCAGGGCGACAUACACCAGCUCCAACAGACAGCUAACCAACAGAGAGAUGAGGAGCAACGGCACAGUGAUGAUAACACAGCUCAAGACAGACGAGAGGAAACAGUUCAGAGCUUCCAUCCUUCUCUGGAGCCAACAAUCCUCAUUACAGGUCGUGAUCUGGUGUGCCAUGGCAUCUCUGUGGACCAAACUUUUUCUGACGACGAAAACGAAUAACUGCAAAAUGCUUCAUACCCCGAGGCCAGAACUCAUCACUGAGCUUCCUCCAGAACUGAUGCCAGUGCUGCUAAUGACUUGGAGAAAUUGGAAGAGAAUCUGGAACACCACUAUGGAAGCGAUUUCUCAAGCGUUUGAUUUUGCCCAGCACUCAAAUUGGGCCAUCGGGCCCCUCAGCCUUGGCUUUGUGUGAGACUGGAGAAAGAGAAACAUCUACUGAGGAACAGUGGGCUACACCCAGAAAACAGGGCGUACCUCUGAGGAACUGGAGCUGCUUGUUGCUGCUUAUUCCUCCCGUCUUGUUUUCAUUAUGAAAGUACAUCUCUUUUUUCCCCCCACUUUCUAAACUAGCAUUUUGCAAAAUGUAAUUUGACCUUCCCCUGUUUUCUUGUUUACAUCUGCCCUUUUAUUGUGUAGAUGUUCUGUGACCUAAACUACCUGAGGGAUGUUCUUCAUAAGGUUAAUAGGGUUAUGUCGUCUUCACCUUCUCACCUCUUUACCUCUGCUACCAGCUUUAGGUCCUGAGGUCAUCACAGUGUGAGCCUAUGGAGGCCUACUCAGUCUUUAUCUGACCAUUUUACCUUUGACUUCUGGACCUUCCUGCUGUCGUUUGUGAUUUUGAUUAUAUCUGCUGAAGACCACGAGCAGCUGCCAUGUUAAUCCCGCAACGCACUUGCUGGUUCAUUAAUCCCCACAGGAAUGUCACACUACCUCCUUUACAUUUCAUCAAUAAGGCAUUUCACACUGGAAAGUCCAGUUCAGAGACAUGGAUAAUUUACCAAUAAGACUACACAGUAUCUCAGUCAGCGGUGUGAUUCGGAAAAAAGUCUGAUAGCAUGCUUUAAUGCAGAAUAUAAUAAAAUAUAAUAACAAAAUAAUCUGUUCUGAAUAAAAUCAGAUGAUCUUUUUAUGUUUGAGAGACACUGUAACUGUUUCAUUGUUCAACCAGUUGAAAUAAAUAU